UGCUCCCAAUCACAGGAGGAGGAGGCGGUGGAGGCGGAGGGCUGCCUCGAGGAAGCGCAAGAAUGAAGUUGUGGAGCUGAGAUUCCCCCCGCCGCGAGCCCCGGAGAGCCGAGCCCCGCGCCCCGCGCCCCGGACGCCGCGCGCCCGCCCCGCGCCCCCCGCCCUCGCCGCGCCCCGCGCCCUCGCAGCGGGGUCCCGCCCGAGCCAUGGGGCCCGAGCCGCAGUGAGCACCAUGGAGCUGGCGGCCUGGUGCCGCUGGGGGCUCCUGCUCGCCCUGCUGCCCCCCGGCGCCGCGGGCACCCAAGUGUGCACCGGCACGGACAUGAAGCUGCGGCUGCCUGCCAGUCCCGAGACCCACCUGGACAUGCUCCGUCACCUCUACCGCGGCUGCCAGGUGGUACAGGGCAACCUGGAGCUCACUUACCUGCCCGCCAAUGCCAGCCUUUCCUUCCUGCAGGACAUCCAGGAGGUGCAGGGCUACGUGCUCAUUGCUCACAGCCAGGUGAGCCAGGUGCCUCUGCAGCGGCUGAGGAUAGUGCGCGGCACUCAACUCUUUGAGGACAAGUAUGCCCUGGCAGUGCUGGACAACGGGGACCUGCAGGACUCAGCCCGCCCUGUGGCGGGCGCCGCCGUGGCAGGACUGCGUGAGCUGCAGCUUCGGAGCCUCACAGAGAUCCUGAAAGGAGGGGUCCUGAUCCAGCGGAACCCCCAGCUGUGCCAUCAGGAUACGAUUUUGUGGGAGGACAUUUUCCACAAGAAGAACGAGCUGGCGCAGCAGCUGAUAGACAGCAACCGAUCGCGCACGUGCAAACCCUGUUCUCCCACCUGCAAAACCUCCGGUUGCUGGGGAGAAAAUUCUGAGGAUUGUCAGAUCCUGACGCGGACGGUCUGCGCCAGUGGCUGUGCCCGCUGCAAAGGCCCGCUGUCCACCGACUGUUGCCACGAACAGUGUGCGGCCGGCUGCACGGGCCCCAAACACUCCGACUGCUUGGCCUGCCUCAACUUCAACCACAGCAGCAUCUGUGAGCAGCUCUGUCCGACCCUGGUCACCUACAACACGGACACCUUUGAGUCCAUGCUCAACCCCGAGGGCCGCUAUACCUUUGGCGCCAGCUGCGUGACUGCCUGUCCCUACAACUACCUGUCUACGGACGUGGGCUCCUGCACCCUGGUCUGCCCGAUGGACAGCCAGGAGGUGACGGCUAGUGAUGGAACCCAGCGGUGUGAGAAAUGCAGCAAGCCCUGUGCUCCAGUGUGCUAUGGCCUGGGCAUGGAGCACCUGCGGGAGGUGAGGGCUGUCACUAGUGCUAACAUCCAGAUGUUUGCGGGCUGCAAGAAGAUCUUCGGGAGCCUGGCGUUUCUGCCGGAGAGCUUUAAGGGGGACCCGGCCUCUGGCAUGGCCCCCCUCCAGCCCGAGCAGCUCCAGGUCUUCGAGAGUCUGGAGGAGAUCACAGGUUUCCUAUACAUCUCCGCGUGGCCGGACAGCCUGCCUGACCUCGGUGUUUUCCAGAACCUUCGUGUCAUCCGAGGACGAAUCCUGCAAGAUGGUGCCUACUCCCUCACUGUGCAAGGCCUGGGCAUCCGCUGGCUGGGGUUGCGCUCACUGCGGGAGCUGGGCAGCGGGCUGGCCCUCGUCCACCGCAACCCCCACCUCUGCUUCAUCCACACGGUGCCCUGGGAACAGCUCUUCCGGAACCCCCACCAGACUCUGCUCUACAGUGCCAACCGGCCUGAGAAUGAGUGUGUGGGCAAGGGCCUGGAGUGCUACUCUCUGUGUGCCCAGGGGCAUUGCUGGGGCCCAGGGCCCACCCAGUGUGUCAACUGCAGCCAGUUCCUCCGGGGCCAGGAGUGCGUGGAGGAGUGCCGAGUCCUGCAGGGAUCCCCCCCAGAGUAUGUGAAGGACAGGCGCUGCCUCCCAUGCCACGCUGAGUGCCAGCCGCAGAACGGCUCCGUCACCUGCUUUGGCUCGGAGGCAGAUGAGUGUGUGGCCUGUGCCCACUACAAGGACCCUCCCUUCUGUGUGGCUCGCUGCCCCAGCGGUGUGAAGCCUGACCUCUCCUUCAUGCCCAUCUGGAAGUUUCCCGAUGAGGAGCGCAUGUGCCAGCCGUGCCCCAUCAACUGCACCCACUCCUGUGUGGACCUGGAUGACAAGGGCUGCCCUGCUGAGCCGAGAGCCAGCCCCGUGACUUCCAUCAUUGCCACCGUGGUGGGCAUCCUGCUCUUUCUGCUCGUGUGUCUGGUCUCGGGCAUCUUCAUCAAGCGCCGACGGCAGAAGAUUCGCAAGUACACCAUGCGCAGGCUGCUGCAGGAGACUGAGCUGGUGGAGCCACUGACGCCCAGUGGGGCGGUGCCCAACCAGGCUCAGAUGCGGAUCCUGAAAGAAACAGAGCUGAGGAAGGUGAAGGUGCUGGGAUCCGGAGCUUUCGGCACUGUCUACAAGGGCAUCUGGAUUCCCGACGGAGAAAAUGUGAAAAUCCCAGUGGCCAUCAAAGUAUUGCGGGAGAACACAUCUCCCAAAGCCAACAAAGAAAUCCUGGACGAGGCGUAUGUGAUGGCCGGUGUGGGCUCUCCAUAUGUGUCCCGAUUGCUGGGCAUCUGCCUGACAUCCACGGUGCAGCUGGUCACGCAGCUCAUGCCCUACGGCUGCCUCCUAGACCACGUGCGGGAACACCGAGGGCGCCUGGGCUCCCAAGACCUGCUCAAUUGGUGUGUGCAGAUCGCCAAGGGGAUGAGUUACCUGGAGGACGUGCGGCUCGUGCACAGGGACCUGGCUGCCCGCAACGUGCUGGUCAAGAGCCCCAACCACGUCAAGAUCACGGACUUCGGGCUGGCUCGGCUGCUGGAUAUUGACGAGACAGAGUACCACGCAGACGGGGGCAAGGUGCCCAUCAAGUGGAUGGCCCUCGAGUCCAUUCUCCGCCGGCGCUUCACCCACCAGAGUGAUGUGUGGAGCUAUGGUGUGACUGUAUGGGAGUUGAUGACUUUUGGGGCCAAGCCUUACGAUGGGAUCCCAGCCCGGGAGAUUCCAGACCUGCUGGAGAAGGGGGAACGGCUGCCCCAGCCUCCCAUCUGCACCAUUGAUGUCUACAUGAUCAUGGUCAAAUGCUGGAUGAUUGACUCGGAAUGCCGGCCGCGGUUCCGGGAAUUAGUGGCUGAAUUCUCACGCAUGGCCAGGGACCCGCAGCGCUUUGUGGUCAUCCAGAAUGAAGACUUGGGCCCCGCCAGCCCCCUGGACAGCACCUUCUACCGCUCCUUGCUGGAAGAUGAUGACAUGGGGGACCUGGUAGACGCUGAGGAGUACCUGGUCCCCCAGCAGGGCUUCUUCUGCCCUGACCCUGCCCCGGGCACGGGGAGCACUGCUCACCGCCGGCACCGCAGCUCCUCCACCAGGAGUGGCGGUGGUGGCGAGCUGACGUUGGGGCUGGAGCCCUCGGAGGAGGAGCCCCCCAAGUCUCCCCUGGCCCCCUCAGAAGGGGCUGGCUCCGAUGUGUUUGAUGGUGACUUGGGAAUGGGGGCAGCCAAGGGGCAGCCAAGUCUCCCUACACAUGACCUCAGCCCUCUACAGCGGUACAGCGAAGACCCCACGGCUCCCCUGCCCCCCGAGACUGAUGGCUACGUUGCCCCCCUCACUUGCAGCCCCCAGCCGGAAUACGUGAACCAGCUGGAGGUCUGGGCACAGCCCCCCUCGCCCUUAGCUGCGCCCCUGUCUCCCACUCGACCUGCUGGGGCCACUCUGGAAAGGCCCAGGACUCUCUCCCCCAAGACGCUCUCCCCUGGAAAGAAUGGGGUGGUCAAAGACGUUUUUGCCUUCGGGGGUGCUGUGGAGAAUCCCGAGUACUUGGCACCUCGGGGUGGGGUUGCCCCUCAGCCUCACCCUCCUCCUGGCUUUAGCCCGGCCUUCGACAACCUCUAUUACUGGGACCAGGACCCACCAGAGCGGGGCUCCCCACCGGCCACCUUUGAGGGGACCCCUACAGCAGAGAACCCUGAGUACCUGGGCCUGGAUGUGACUGUGUGAGUCCAAGGCUGAGAACUCUGAGGCCCUGCUGUCCCUGGAGGAGCCGAUGUCCAGUGGCUCCUAGACGAGAUGGAGAAGGCCCUUGGGGCCCCCCUGGGGGAACUUGCCAGCCCACUCCAAUUCCCAGGGGCCUGGCUGGCAGAGGCGGCAACACUGGUGGACCUUGACGGGCUCUGGAAUCCUGCCCGGCGCACUGGCGGCGGCCUCACCAUGCUCACUUUGAGCGCCUGCAAACUUAGGGAAGCUGGACAAGGAGGGGGAGAAAGUCCAAGGGAAUCUGGGAACAAGUCCGACCCAUUCAGACUGUCCCCGAGAGCCAGCUCUGCCCCCCGCCCUUGGGCACUCUGUUCUGUUUUUACUUCUCUGUUGUUUUUUAAAGAUGAAAACUCGGGGAGAGUGGAUAUUGUGGAAGGGGAUGCUUCUGGGGUUGGGAAGAGGGCGAUCCCUUCUUGAGACCCACUUUCUCCAUUUGCAAAUAUAUUUUGGAAAAGAACUGGGAACCAGCUGGAG
This is a messenger RNA of Sorex fumeus (smoky shrew), 4528 nucleotides long. It is a transcript of the gene ERBB2, whose product is annotated as erb-b2 receptor tyrosine kinase 2. The record is from RefSeq and is a predicted model, not a curated record. Lineage: Eukaryota; Metazoa; Chordata; Mammalia; Eulipotyphla; Soricidae. The coding region runs from base 233 to 4018 and encodes 1261 amino acids. Gene Ontology annotation, cellular component: signaling receptor complex; basal plasma membrane. The transcript is spliced from 27 exons. Gene Ontology annotation, biological process: cell surface receptor protein tyrosine kinase signaling pathway; positive regulation of kinase activity; neuron differentiation. Gene Ontology annotation, molecular function: transmembrane receptor protein tyrosine kinase activity; ATP binding.